Messenger RNA from Microplitis mediator, 2662 nucleotides. It is a transcript of the gene Rip11, whose product is annotated as rab11 family-interacting protein 2. Gene Ontology annotation, cellular component: intracellular membrane-bounded organelle. NCBI's taxonomy places the organism in Eukaryota, Metazoa, Arthropoda, Insecta, Hymenoptera, Braconidae. Gene Ontology annotation, molecular function: small GTPase binding. Gene Ontology annotation, biological process: regulated exocytosis. The coding region runs from base 391 to 2118 and encodes 575 amino acids. The transcript has 6 exons. The record is from RefSeq and is a predicted model, not a curated record.
GGCAAUGCUUGGAUAGUUGUCCGCGACCAACUGAACAUUACGGAGUAUAAAAACAAUAAAUAAUAAACUGAAUAUUCAAAUUACCAUAAAAAAUAAUUUUAACAAAAAAAAAGUUAAUUAAUUAAUUAUAAAUAGUGAUAAAAAUAUAGAUAGAAUUGUUUGUUUGUAAAUACAAAAAGAAGUUUAAUAAAGGUGGUUUAUAAUAAUAAUGAAUUAUAAAUAAACUCACGUCUGAUGUGAGUCGUCCAGGUGAUUCGUCAUCUCCAACAACAGCUUGUAUUUGAUUAUAUGAGAGUUAAAUAGCAAUCGUUUAUAGUUUUAUAAUAAUAAUACACAAUUCAAUGAAACUCUUACGUAUUUUAAAUAUUUACUGAGAUUCUGUAGUACAACAUGUGGAGUCCAACACACGUACAGGUAACAGUUCAAAGGGCACGAGGAUUGUUAACAAAAGGAAAACAUAAGACAAACGACUGCUUCGUGACAAUCGCACUUGGCAAGGAGAAAUAUCAAACGUCAGUUAAAGAGAAGGCCAACGAGAAUGUCGAAUGGCACGAAGAAUGUGAACUACAGAUUCCUUCGCAGGGCAAUACGGCGGAAAUAAUCCUCACUGCUCUUCAUCGUAACUUCCUGGGCGUUGACGAGUUCUUAGGAAUGGUCAGCGUCCCAUUGUCAAGCUUCGAUGUCUACGAGAGACCAAGAAACAGAUGGUAUAGCCUUGGGAGUAAGCCCGGUAAAGAAAAUACUAAAGAACGUGGUGAGCUUGAAGUUAAAAUAGGUUUUAUUGUAAAAGCUGGAAGUCUUACCGAUUUGACGCGUAAGGAACGUCACAAAAGUUCAUUGGGUCAAUUAUCUACGGCAGCACAGUCGAUUGGUGGCAGUCUUUUGAGUAUUGGUAGUUUGGAGAAACGUAAGGGUUUGAAAAAACUAGCUAAAUCUAUUGGGAAUCGUGUGAAAGGAAAAAGUAAAAGUAAAUUGGGACACGAUCAUGAUUUUGACGAAGUAGAAGAACAUCAUAUUAGGCCGACUAGACAAGAACCUGGUGAAGCUGAUCCUGGUGUUAUUAGCGAAGAUGAUGAAUUUACGUUUGACGAUUUAUCACACAAAAGUUCAGCAUCAUCACUGAAUGCUCCAGUAUCAAGUGGCUUAACUUCCGGUUACUCUAGUAAUUCAACAACACAAAGUUCACGUACAACUGAUUUUAAUGUAUCAUCUGCACCUACAAAUCCAGCUCCAAAUAAACCACCUCGUUUUACCACUGGUUCUAAUUUAAAUUCACCACUACCCACAAAUAAUAUUAGUGGUAUCAAUAACAACACUCAUAAUAACAAUAAUAGUAGUAUUAAUAAUAAUAAUAAUAUUAAUAAUAAUAAUAAUGAUGAUGAUGAUGAUGCUGAGCAAGACGAGUGGGGUCGUAAGCUUUACGGUUUACAAUCGUCAAAUAUAAAUACUAAAAAAUGGGAUAAUAAAUUAAAUCCUAAAAUAGUAGUAGAUCAAGCAAAAGAUAACAAUAAUCACGCACUUACAACGUCUUCAAUUAAUUCAUCGCCAUCAACAACCACAAGAUUUCGUGAUACUCCAGAACCACCAAGUCCAGCUCCACGUGAAAUUAUUCAGGUUAAACGGAUAAGCAAGGACGAUAAAACAAUAAUGAAAGAUCGUAACUCUAAAGAAGAAAAACAGUUGAUCACUGGUAAUAGUGGUGGUAGAGAUCGUAGUCCUAAUGUUAGAGAAGAUAAAGUCGGUAAUAAAAGUCAAAAGGACGAAAAAAUAUCAAAGAAAGAUAAAAAAAAUCGAGAGAAAGAAUUACUUAAGAAUAAAGAUAUCGGUGAAGAAGUUAAACUAUCUUCUGAAAGAAUUAUUAUUGGCGGUGAAGAUGCUACUAAAAAAAAUAAUAUGGGAGUUAAAAGUCGGCUUCCUCAUGAAGUUCUUGCACAGUUUGAUGGUAAAACACGUGAGGAUCUCAUUGAGUUGGCUUUACAAUUACAAACAGAAGUUAAUGAUAAAAAACGACGGCUUGCCGAUCUUGAAGAUUAUAUUGAUUCACUUUUACUCCGAGUUAUUGAAACCUCACCCCGGAUAUUACAGAAUCCGUACUCGACUAAUCAUCGUUUACUAUAGUAAUACUUACAAGUAAUUAUACUUAAGUUCAAUCAAAUCUUCCGAGUACUGCAGUUAAAUUGAUAUUUUUUAUAAAAAAAAAAAAAAAAAAAAAAAACAAAAAAAAAAAGUUCUUUUAAUUAAAAUUGCCAAUAAAUUACAUUAAAUAUUAAAAUAUAAACACAACUAACGUUAUACGUUAAGGAAUUAAUAUUAAUUAAAUUUAUUGGUUCAUAGAUCGACUGAAUAAAAUCGUUAAAAAAAUCAUUAUAAUUAUCAAAUGAUUAUUAAUAAUUUAUGUUAAAAUGUCUUCCUCUAUAAAUUAUAUAAAUUUGUAAUUUUAGUUUCUGUCCGUCCUGAUAUAAAAUUAUUUUGUUUUUUUCCCAAAGAGUACUACCAUUAACACAAAGAGAUAAUUAUGUUGAACUUAUUAACACGUGAUUAUAAUAAUUAUUACAUUGUUAUCAUUUAAUUAAAUCUAAAGCCAGUGCCUUACGCAUGAUAAUCAAUAAUAAAAUUAAAAUAUAUUCAUAAGAUGAAAUAAUUUUAUUAAUAUUGUAAAUUU